AAUGUAUCGUUUACUCUGUUUUCCAACACUGUUGAACAACAUGUGUUACGGCAUGUUGACUGAAAAACUGAGAAUUUUGUGGAAAAAUGAUUUCGUGUAAAAAUUUGUUCGUAUUUCGGCAACUGCCGGCGCUGCGACGCUGCCAAGCCAACUACCUGCGCUCGACACUGGUGGCCACCGCCUGCUCCUCAGCCUCCGCCUGCUUAACCUAUCAGAGCUGGAGGAGUACUCCCGGCAACCCCGGAGCCCUACGACCCACCACCACCCGCAAUUUCCACACCACCCGUAGCCUGCUGGCCAAGGACUACUACCAGACGCUGGGCGUGCCAAAAAACGCCAACGGCAAGGACAUCAAGAAGGCGUAUUACCAACUGGCCAAGAAGUACCAUCCGGAUACCAACAAAGAUGAUCCGGACGCUGGUCGCAAAUUCCAGGAGGUAUCUGAGGCCUACGAGGUCCUGAGCGAUGAUCAGAAGCGCCGUGAGUACGACACCUAUGGCCAGACGGCGGAAAACAUGGGUCGGCAGGGCGGCGGAUUCCCUGGUGGCGGAUUCCCCGGUGGCGGGCCGGACGGUUUCUCACAAAGCUGGCAGUUCCGAUCGAGCAUCGAUCCCGAGGAGCUCUUCCGCAAGAUCUUCGGCGAGGGGAACUUUCGCACCAACAGCUUUGACGACUUUGCCGACUCGAAGUUUGGCUUCGGGCAGGCCCAGGAGAUGGUGAUGGAUCUGAGCUUCGCCCAGGCAGCACGCGGCGUCAACAAGGAUGUGAACGUUAAUGUUGUGGAUCAGUGUCCCAAGUGCGCCGGCUCGAAGUGUGAGCCCGGCACCAAGCCAGGUCGUUGUCAGUACUGCAACGGCACUGGGUUCGAAACCGUUUCCACCGGACCCUUUGUCAUGCGAUCCACCUGCCGCUACUGCCAAGGCACCCGCCAGCACAUCAAGUAUCCGUGCAGCGAGUGCGAGGGAAAGGGCCGGACGGUUCAGCGCCGGAAGGUUACGGUACCGGUGCCGGCCGGCAUCGAAAAUGGUCAAACGGUGCGAAUGCAAGUGGGCAGCAAGGAGCUUUUCGUCACCUUCCGAGUGGAGAAGAGCGACUACUUCCGGCGGGAUGGCGCCGACGUACACACAGAUGUGGCUAUUUCGUUGGCCCAGGCCGUUCUGGGCGGAACUGUUCGGGUGCAGGGAGUCUAUGAGGAUCAGUGGAUCAAUGUGGAUCCGGGCACCUCGUCGCAUCACAAGAUUAUGCUGCGCGGCAAGGGCCUGAAGCGAGUGAACGCGCACGGUCAUGGGGAUCACUAUGUGCACAUCAAGAUCACGGUGCCGGACAGCCGGAAACUGGACAAGGAGCGAAAGGCCCUGAUGGAGGCGUACGCAGAGCUGGAGGAGGAUACGCCCGGACAGAUUCAUGGGAUUGCACGGCGCACAGAUGGCAGUAAGAAAGCAACCGCAGGAGCGAGUGAGGCAGCUGGAGCCGGAGCAGCAGGUGGAGCAGGCACCAGAGCCGAAGGUGGAAAACAAACAGAAGACAAAAGCCAACAGCCAGAUCAAGAGAAGGUCAAAGCGAAAGAAGACGUCAGCGAAUCCGGAUCCGGACAAGGCGACAGUGGAGGCUUCCUAAACAAACUCAAAUCGAUGUUCAACUGAUCCAUGUUUUGUUGGUAGAGCCCAACUUGGAGGCCGAUUGUGUUUUUUAGUAUCUAAGUUACCGCACGUUAUUGUUGCUCAGGCUUAAUCUAAGUUCCGGGCGAAAUACGAGGGAGUAGCGCAUACCAUAUUUUGUGAAUAUUCCAAACGAUUUGAAACUCAAAGAUGAAUAAACCAAAUUGACCGUCGAGGCAAGAAAACGGAAAGUUUAUUUCAAAAACCUA
Messenger RNA from Drosophila ananassae, 1867 nucleotides. RefSeq names its product protein tumorous imaginal discs, mitochondrial. Gene Ontology annotation, biological process: negative regulation of apoptotic process; protein folding; mitochondrion organization. The record is from RefSeq and is a predicted model, not a curated record. The coding region runs from base 87 to 1643 and encodes 518 amino acids. Gene Ontology annotation, molecular function: heat shock protein binding; ATP binding. Lineage: Eukaryota; Metazoa; Arthropoda; Insecta; Diptera; Drosophilidae. Gene Ontology annotation, cellular component: mitochondrion. The transcript has 2 exons.